Messenger RNA from Mauremys mutica (yellowpond turtle), 1670 nucleotides. Its product is annotated as CD5 antigen-like. The record is from RefSeq and is a predicted model, not a curated record. Bases 89 to 1126 code for a protein of 345 amino acids. Lineage: Eukaryota; Metazoa; Chordata; Testudines; Geoemydidae. Gene Ontology annotation, cellular component: membrane. The transcript is spliced from 6 exons.
CUUAAAAGGGGCUUCCCAGGCUGGUGGGGUGAGAGGAGCUCUUGGCACUGGAUCGUGGCAGAACGGAGCUGCUCGCCCCGGGGGAGCCAUGGAUCUGCGGCUGUGCCUCUUGCUCUGCUUUGCUGCCAAUGUGGGAGUCUCUUCCUCAGACGUGAGGCUCGUAGAUGGUCCCCACCGCUGCGCCGGGCGGGUGGAGGUGCGUCUGGACGGGCGCUGGGGCACCGUGUGUGACGACGACUGGGACCUGCAUGAUGUGGCCGUGGUGUGCAAACAGCUGGGCUGUGGGCCAGCCAUGAAAGCGCUUAGUAAAGUGUUCGGCCCUGGCCCCGAGUCAGACCCUGUCCUGAUGACGAACGUGCAGUGCCAGGGGACAGAGGCGGAGCUGGGGAGCUGCCCAUACGAGGAUCCAGGGGACGUCUGCAAGCAUGAUGAGGACGCUGGGGCCCGUUGCCAAGCUCUAGCUGCAGAGCUCCCAAAGCCACCUGUCCGGCUGGUGGGCAACAACACACGCUGCAGUGGGCAGGUGGAGAUUUACUAUGACGGCCGCUGGGGUGCCGUGUGUGGGUUGGGCUGGGACCUGACUGACGCCAAAGUGCUCUGCCGGGAGCUGGGCUGCGGGAGCCCGCGGUACGUCACCCACCACUGCAGCAAGUUGAGUCGGAGCUCAGCACCUGUCCUGCUGGGCGAGCUGGAGUGCACCGGGCGGGAGGCUUCACUGACCGAGUGCCGAGCCCAAGCCUGGGAGGGGCGGCACUGCCCCCACCACCGGGACACCGGAGUCAUGUGCCAAGAGCCCUUCGCACUGCGGCUGGUGAAUGGCCCAAGCAAGUGCUCUGGGCGGCUGGAGGUGAGAUAUGAUGGAGUGUGGGGCACCGUGUGUGACGACAACUGGUCGGAGACCAACGCCCAAGUGGUCUGCCGGGAGCUGGGCUGUGGCCCAGCCGAGCCACUGGCCCCAAAGCUGCAGGACUGGCCCCGCUUUGGCCAGGGUACGGGGGAAAUCUGGCUGGACGACAUCCGCUGCAAAGGCACCGAGGAGACCUUGCAGAACUGUGCCCACCGCUUCUGGAGCUACCACGACUGCACCCACUGGGAGGAUAUCAGUGUGGUCUGCCAGGACAACUGAGCCAGCCACAGCUCCUCCACGGCCUCCCAUUGAUUCUCCCCACCCCCGAGCUUUCAAUGCAUCCCCCCUGCUGCCAGGCCCUUCCUCUCUGCUGCCAGGCUCCCUGGCCCUGCCCGCCCAGCCCGGGGAUGGCUGUCAGCUGUGCAGGGGCAUGGCUUGGUGAGUGCCCGGGGGAUUCCCAUUUCAGGGAUGAAUGUAGGCGCCCAGGGCAUUCCCCUCCCACUGGGCGCCACGCUCUGUGGGCUGCAGCACAAAGCUGGCACGGCCUGGGGCUCGCGUCUCACUAGCAGUGGGGCAGCUCGCCCUGGCAGGCCCCGCUUGGAACACGCGUCUCCUGGGCCAUUGCUCCAACUGCAGCCAAGGGAGUCGUCCCUGAUAAACCCGCCAUUGCUGGGGUGGAGCUGCACCCCCCCCCCCAGGGGCUGGGAUACACGACUGUCUCCCCCAGAGACAUGGACAGGCAGGAGCUGGGAGGGGGAGAACCCCGUGUGCCACACACCAUCCCAAGCUGAGCAGAUGCAAAUAAAGAGCUGAAUCCACUGGA